AUGCUCGUUGGGUUGUUGGAUUGUCCCGCACAACUGAAUUUCUAUGACAGUUGUGUCGACAGUGGUUUUGGUAUGGAGCAACGAAUAACAUGGUCGAACAAUGACCAAAUUCUUUUCCAGCUGUUCGACUUCUGCAUUACUUUCGACUCGGAGGUUCGCUGGACAUGGGGGAGAAAAUGGGAGAUCAUGAGGAUAGCCUUUGUCAUUUCUCGCUAUCUGCCGAUUGCAAGUGUUGCUAUGUACCUAUAUUACAACGUCCAGUCACUUCAAAGAGGAAUUCCUAAUCCUGGAAUGUUCAUUGUCGUAGAUGGCACCAUCACCACCUUAGGUUCUGCUGCUGCUGACGUGCUGCUUGUGGCAAGGACAUAUGUGUUUUGUGGUGGCGAAAAGAGGAUUCUGAUCGCAAUAUCAUCAUUUGGCAUGGCCACAAUGGCAGCUAUGCUAACAGUUAUAAUUAUUGUCGCGAAUCAAUCCGGAAAUCCUCGGUGUGGCGCAUGGGAAGGACAACAAAGCAUCAUUUAUGGUUUGCACACAAUCUUUCAGCUUGUGUUAAUGUUCCUGACACUCUACAAACGCUUCAAACUUCACCGAACGGAGAAUGGUCAGUUGGUUACUACUAUAUAUCGGGAUGGUGUAUUUUACAUGUUGUGCAUUACUCUGUUUUCGAUGUUGAACUGGGUCGCCAUGCUUAUGCAUCCUUUAUCAUUUGUUCGCGGUUUCUAUGGGCCAGGCCCACAGACAGUCAUGCGCAGUGUUCUCGCCUCACGCAUUCUAUUCAACCUACGAGCAGCGAACGAAUUGGGGGAUGUCAUUGAAAACCUGCCGGUUGUCCCGAGGACGGUCUUUGCUCAACGGAUCCAAACAGCGUCUUGUGUGGAUCAUCUAGAACUGUGGGAUAAUACGGACCCGUAACUUAUUUUAACUAUAGUUCUGUUAGACAUAAAUGAAAACUCAACACACGCUCGUUCUUUGUACGCCU
Messenger RNA from Suillus discolor, 979 nucleotides. RefSeq lists its product as uncharacterized. The record is from RefSeq and is a predicted model, not a curated record. The transcript has 12 exons. NCBI's taxonomy places the organism in Eukaryota, Fungi, Basidiomycota, Agaricomycetes, Boletales, Suillaceae. The coding region runs from base 1 to 912 and encodes 303 amino acids.